GAGGUGGAUGAGUAUGAUGGAAGGGGAAAUACUAGCAAAUAAGUAAAGAGGAAAUGCAAGAGAGGAUUCAGUCUAUAGAACAAUUAGAUUCUAAUUUAUCGUUAAACAUUGCAGAAUUUUCGAUUAAAAUCCUUAUUACGAUGAUUAUGUGAAUUAUUCAAAUUUGUGAAUGACAAAUAAUGUUACGUAUUUUAUGUUAUACGAAACUGUGAUUUAUCUUAAGAAUUUUUUAGAUAAAUAAUUAAAAAUGGGUGCUAUUGUUAAACUGUUAUUGUGCGCUAUAUUAUGUGCGAGUGUACAGGGAGUGUGCAGACGUGUGAAAAACGAGGAUAUGAUUGAAUAUUCUUGCAUGGGUGGUCAACUUUCUGAUUUAGAUAAUCUUCCAAUAUCGACAGGAAAAAUUCGAAUUUCCAAUAUGCCUAUUCGUCGAAUAACUGCAAAUACAUUUUCAAGAUUCGGUUCGGAUCUUUGGGUCCUAGGUUGCUCCCAUUGCGGUAUAAUAGAUAUUGAACCAAGAGCUUUUGCACAUCUAAAUAAUCUUCAACAAUUAAGCUUAAACAAUAAUCAUUUGAUCAUUGUAAAAGAAUCCUGGUUCAAAGGUUUGAAUUAUUUGACAUAUUUGGAUUUGAAUUACAAUAAUAUAGAAUCUAUCGAAGAUGGUGUAUUCUUAAAUUUACCCAGUCUUGUUGACUUAAGAUUAUCUGGUAAUCGUUUAGAAUGUUUGAAUCUUGUAGCUAUGUCGCAGUUGAAAGAUUUAAAAAGAAUAUUUCUCAGUGAAAAUUCUGAAUUUAAAUGUCCAAACGCUAUAAGUAUUUAUCUUGAGGAUCGUGGAAUAAAUUUUGAAAAGGACCCAGAAUGGAGUAGAUUAUCAAAUGAUUUAAUUCCAGUAACAAUCCCACUUGAUUAUGAUGAGAUAACAACUAUAAAAAUGCCGGUACAACCCUAUUCUGGCUAUCGUGAAAGAUUACAUCCAAUAACGACAAUACCAACAUCGACUAUGACAUCGACAUUACAAUAUAUUACACCAAAAUUUCAGACAACUGAAGAAGUAAUUUAUCGUCCAUAUAAUAUUCCAAAUUGGAAAACAACUUUCAAAUCAUCCACAAUUCGCAAUGAAAAUAAAAUAAAAAUUACACAAAGCCCGUCAUAUGAAUACACAAAAGCAUCAUAUAUUUCACAAAAAACUAUUGCACCAAUCGAAUCUACAACAUAUGUAUCAUCACUACGUGAAACGAUCCAAAAUAAUAGCCAAGAUACAACCUUCAGAUCUUGGCCGAGUUUCUCGGAAUCUACUACUGCCAGAAUCGAAUAUCCCGUUUAUCCACCCCAUAAAAAUGAGGACAAACAUUAUACAAAACAAUCAGAUUAUUUAAGUCCAAUAGACUCAUUCUCUUUGGCACCUAAUAAAGAUGAUCAUCAUCAAAUGUCUUCUAUAGAACUUGAUAUGCAACAAACUGUGGCUCCUUAUAGAACUGAUUCGUUAGAAAAGAACAUUAUUCUAUCGAAUAUGCAGUAUCCAUCCAGUAUUGAAAACAGACUAUCAUCGAUAGAUUCUUCAGAUACAAUUCAUACUACACAAUCUACAUUUUCAUCACCAGAAAUAGUUCAGCCUGCUCACUCAGAUGAUAUACAUUCGAAUAUCUCAUCUAUUAAAAACGGGACACAAUCGAUUGAUACUUCAAAUUCAACUCAUAUACAACCUAUACCUUAUUCACCACCAUCAAUGGUUCAACCCGCUUAUCCAAAUAAUAUAUAUCAACCGCCUUAUUAUGAGUCUACGGUUACUAUUCAUUCACCGCCAUUGAUGGAUAAUAAGUCACAGCAGAAGGAAGUAACUCCGGGAAUCGUGCUAAUUGAAACAACCACUGAUAAACCAUUGCCCAAAUGUCCGACAAGGAAUUUAUCUACAUCAAAUCAGAGUUCGAUUAGAAUGAUCAUUGUUUCUGUUCUUCUCAUGAUUACGAAUCAUGUCUUUGCAGAGGGAUUUUAAAAAGUUUCAUUUAAUUUAAUUGUUUAAUAUAUAUAUUCACCUAAUUUUUAAAAAACGGACUAAAUUUAUAUCAACGAAAUGUUUGAAUAAACAUGUGUAAUAUAUCUAUAUUAAACAUCGAACUAAUAAAAUUAAAUGACAUGUUUUGAAUCAAAAACACUUUAAAUUGAGUAAACGAAGUGGCUAUUUUUUUUCGUUUAUUGGACUAAAUCUGAGAAACUGUUUAUCAGAAGAAUUAAUUUAAACGAUUGAUUCUUCAGAAGCACUGUGGAGUCUGCAAAAUCCAUA
Molecule: messenger RNA, 2278 nt
Organism: Apis cerana (Asiatic honeybee)
Lineage: Eukaryota; Metazoa; Arthropoda; Insecta; Hymenoptera; Apidae
Molecular function (GO): protein binding
Source: RefSeq, a predicted model, not a curated record